AUGUACAAGGCAGAGAAACGCGAUAUGCGACUUCCGAAAGCGAGAGUAUUUCCGAUUGAUUGUCAGAGUCACGCCGAUACUUCGCCACGAAUCCGUGAAACGAGGAAGUCUCAGUAUGGAGUUGCCAGAGACCCUUCUUUUCUUUCACCUGAAAAUUGGGCGGCGGCGCCCUUUGAGACUAGGGGUUUGUUAGAACUGGUUGCGUCUUGUCGCUCUUUAAAAGGGGUUGCUCCCUCAUUAUUCUCGUUUUAUGCUGGUCGUAUGGAUGUUGAACAAAUUUGGAUGCAAAUAGAUGUGCAAAUCGCACCUGUAUUGUGCAAAGUUGGUUUAACUAUGGAGGAGCUGGACCUGUUCGGUGAGGAAGUUGAAAGCACUGACAAAGAUGUGGGCAAAAAAUCGUUGAUUUCAGAAAGCCUUGAAACGAAUCAGAAAACGAGUCAACAUCAAGAAUUCCAGAAAUUAGACAGCUGUGACGUUUCGAGCAUGUCUUACAGAGAUAUUCCCAAGGAAGAUAGGAGUAGCCAUGUUAACGGAAAAUGUGUUGAGAAUUCAAAAGGUAGAAACUUUUUCAGCCUGCACGACAUGACAAAUUUCGUGUUGGAUGCAGAAUCUCAGGAAAAAGACGAUGACAAGAUGUUAGUUUCGGAACAGCAUGUCCCCAUGGACGAAUCUGAACACGCUCCGGACUCGCUUAUUUUCCUGAGUGAGCAGGUGCGUCAUGUUGCUGAGCUGAAAAGGGUAAGCGUAUCGAGGGUGGAUAACGAUAUUAUGUAUGAAGACCUUUUCCUGCACGAAAAUAAAGCGUAUGUAUCAUCGACGAGAACAUUUGAGGGGGAUGAUAUAAAAUGUGGUCCUAUAGAACGAGUUACAGACAGUAAACCUGUCACUGACAGCUUUCCGAAGGUAGCCCAUUCAUUAAACGGAAUAAAUGGUGAGAACUCAACUGUUCAUAUUGCACAAAAGUUCGUAUCAAAAUAUGAUGGAGACCAGGAAAAGCUCGCCACUCGUAUUAUUGAACUGGAACAGGAGUGCGUGCAACCGGAUUCUUGGGUCUUGCGUGGUGAAGCGCGAGCUGAUAAUCGGCAAAAGGGCAGUGCCUUGGAAAACGAAAUCGAGUUCGACUACUUGAGUGCGCCAAAGCCAGUAGACGAUGAAGCACUUACGGCCAGGCUCGACGGUCUUAUCAAGUCACGCAUCAUGAACCAGAUUUUUGAUGAUUUGAAUACAAUGGAGAAGCUCGAGGAAGGGAGCUCAAUGUACAACUCUGCGCAAGAUCUUGAUGACACAAAAUCUAGGAAGGGCCUCGGAGAAGUUUAUGCCAAUAAAUUUACCACACAAACGUCGGCUGCACAAUGCAAAGAGUUUUCUCUGCUGGCUGGAUCGGGGCGUGCGGUGGAGGCCCGUUACCUUUAUAAAGUUGUUGGGGAGCAACUUGAUAAGUUAGGUCAUUACCACUUUUCUGGUAAGCAAUUGCUUGAUUCUUCAGGAACUGCAGGGCAGAUAAAUGCUUUUCUUCAACUUGGAGGUUUUACUCCUGUAGUUCACCAAAACGCAGAUGGACGAGGUGCAAAAUAUAAUUCCCGACGGCAAAAGGAGGACCGUAUAAAAGCUAACAUGCAUGGUCAUAUAAAAACUCGAGAUGAGUUAGAAACAGGCGAAAAAAGUGCAACUCGAAAUAAAUUGAAGCGUAAACAUAGGGCUCGCAUGCAAGAAGAGGAGCACACCGCUGCCCGAUUUGUCCGCAAAACAGAUACGUCAAAAAGUUCUAUGUAUACGAAUAAUAUUAGAGGUACACUACGGAAAGUAGGCGAGACACUGUCAGACUAUUCCAAAUCUUCCAAGGUGUUUCUUUCACUGCAGGAGAAAAAAGAUGUGUGUGCCAGCUAG
Molecule: messenger RNA, 1887 nt
Organism: Micromonas pusilla CCMP1545
Lineage: Eukaryota; Viridiplantae; Chlorophyta; Mamiellophyceae; Mamiellales; Mamiellaceae
Gene: MPP10
Product: U3 small nucleolar ribonucleoprotein component
Exons: 1
Coding region: 1-1887 (628 amino acids)
Biological process (GO): rRNA processing
Cellular component (GO): small-subunit processome; sno(s)RNA-containing ribonucleoprotein complex; nucleus
Source: RefSeq, a predicted model, not a curated record